Molecule: messenger RNA, 1188 nt
Organism: Penicillium daleae
Lineage: Eukaryota; Fungi; Ascomycota; Eurotiomycetes; Eurotiales; Aspergillaceae
Product: proline dehydrogenase family protein
Exons: 2
Coding region: 1-1188 (395 amino acids)
Cellular component (GO): mitochondrion
Molecular function (GO): proline dehydrogenase activity; FAD binding
Source: RefSeq, a predicted model, not a curated record
AUGUCUAUUCUCUCCAAGCCGAACCGAGGGCUCUUGCUCAACGUGGACCGCAACCCUAUCCUCCAUGGGAUCUUGAAGAAGACCUUUUACGAGCAAUUCUGUGCGGGCGAGAAUGCAGCCGAGACGAAAGCGACUAUCAAGGAAUUAAAGGAUAUGGGAUUCCGCGGUGUGAUCAUGACAUAUGCCAAAGAGACUGUGUUUGAUCAUCGCACCAAGACUCAACAGGGACUGGGGGUUGCCGCUUUGGAGGCUGAAAAGAAUGGAGACCAAUUGGAUCCUCGUCUGGUCCACUGUGCCAAUAUUGAAGCAUGGAGGAAGGGAACUCUGGAGACGGUGGAGCAGCUUGAAGAUGGAGACUACCUGGCUGUCAAAUUGACCGGGGCUGGUCCUACGGUCACCGAGGCCUUUUCCAAAGGCGAUCUCCCCCCAACACAAAUGAUUAACGCCAUGGACGAAGUGUGCCAAAGAUGCAAAGAGCGCAACGUGCGGAUCCUCGUCGACGCCGAGUCCCAGCAUUUCCAAUGGGGUAUCCUCCGCCUUACCCUCGACCUCAUGCGCAAGUAUAACCGCGACGGAUACGCCGUGGUCUACAACACCUACCAAGCCUACCUGAAGAGUACAACCGAGACACUGGCCAAGCACCUCGCUGCCGCCCAACAAGAAGGAUUCACCUUGGGCCUCAAACUCGUGCGGGGCGCGUACAUGGCCUCUGACGAACGAGCCCUUAUCCACGAUACCAAAGCCGACACCGACAACGCAUACAACACUAUUGCCCAGGGCGCUCUGAAGCGAGCCAUCGGUGACUUUGGAACAACCACCGCCUUCCCCUCCGUCAACCUCUUCCUAGCCAGCCAUAACCGCGAGAGCGUCAUGGCCGCCCACAAUCUUCACAAACAACGCACGCAAGCUGGACUACCCACCGUGCCCGUCGGCUUCGCACAACUGCACGGAAUGUCUGACGAAGUGAGCUUCUCGCUUCUCGCCCUGAAGGGUAGCGAUGGGUCGCCCGAGGUGUACAAGUGCUCUACCUGGGGCGCGAUGGGAGAGUGUUUGGCUUAUUUGCUGCGGCGGGCGAUUGAGAAUCGGGAUGCGGUUCUGCGGACGAGUGAUGAGUAUAAUGCGCUCAAGGCAGAGUUUAAGCGUAGAUUGAAGGGGGUUUCUCGUUUGCUACGCAGAAAUAAGCGUUGA